Messenger RNA from Neurospora crassa OR74A, 4216 nucleotides. RefSeq names its product C6 finger domain-containing protein, variant. The coding region runs from base 756 to 3359 and encodes 867 amino acids. The transcript is spliced from 9 exons. Gene Ontology annotation, biological process: DNA-templated transcription; regulation of DNA-templated transcription. Lineage: Eukaryota; Fungi; Ascomycota; Sordariomycetes; Sordariales; Sordariaceae. Gene Ontology annotation, molecular function: DNA binding; DNA-binding transcription factor activity, RNA polymerase II-specific; zinc ion binding. The record is from RefSeq and is a predicted model, not a curated record.
GCCUAAACCUCCUGUAAAAGCUCAAUCCAUCGUGAUCCCUAAAAUCCCCUCCCAUCCCCCCUUGUUUCACUCAGUUCCUUCACUGUUACCACUGACAAGCUGCGACAGGGGCAUAUACUGCCUCGCUGUGGAAAAGUUGUAUACGCGCUUGCUGUGUGCGAUCAGCUUGUCCCUGCCCCUGGCCAUCGACAGUUGAGGCUAGGUACUCUUGGUAUCACCGCUACCUACCUGUACUACUUAGGAAGCACACCUGCUAGUGCUACAUAGGUACCUCUAGAUAGAGAUAGUGCAGAGGUGGUUAGUACAACUUGAACACACCUUCCACCAGCAGCGCUACUAUCAGCCGGCCAACGCAACGUUCAAAUAAAACUACCUCUACCUGCCACUUCCCUACCAGCACGGGCACCGGCCUCCACUGCCUACUACAUCAUCAAUUGAGCCGGACCAGCAACUUCAGUUUCAACACCGCCCACAUCAGACCCUCGAACUCAAUUCGCGCGCCGACAUCUUGGAUACACCUCUGUUCCCCGAACACAUCGAACGGCACCGCCAGGAAUACACUACACCCGUUUUUAGGACCCAACCGCGACAUUUGGACGAUUUUACACCGAUCCGACUCAUGAACCAAGGAUAGCGAGAAGCCAAUGUGCAAGCGCUGAUUUUCCCGCCAUUCGCCAACAGCACCAGACUCUGAAACUGUCAUCCCAUCUUACCUCUACACUCGACAUCAGACGAUAUCGCUGCUUCUUCUGAGCAUGUCGAACGACCCGUCAGUGCGCCGGCUGCUCCCGCAGACUUCGCAGAUGGGUGCAUUUACCUUUGCGCCGCCUGCUUACCAGCAACCGCCACGCGAAACUCAGAAAAACUAUGUCUUCGUUGACGAACACAAUCGCCACAAGCGGUUGAAGGUUAUGAGAGCCUGCGAAGGAUGCCGAAGAAGGAAGAUCAAGUGCGACGCCGCCACCACCAACACUUGGCCCUGUUCGGCAUGCAUCCGCCUCAAGCUUCAUUGCGUUCGGCCAAAUGGAUUUGAUGGAGCCGCCGAACCCCAAGUUUACGAACCCCCACGUGCCCAGUUUGACUCGUCACCUGUUCCGGAGAGUUAUCACCAGCAGCAACUGGCUUUGACCGACCACCAACAGCUCCUUACGCAUGCUCAAGCUCCCAAAGCCACGCCGAUAUAUCCUCCUCAAACCUCCUUCCAGGACACGGCAGCGCUGUACCAUACAGUGCCGUACACGCAGCCGCAAGCUGUACCCCAGAACCUCCAGUAUGCUGCCGUGCACUCUGCAUAUGCGACCCCGGAUUCCUUUCCGACGCCCCCCUCCAUGCACCAGGUACCCCAGGUGUCACAGCUACCUCAAAUUUCUCAACAUCCUUCUUCACCUGAGGACUUUCAAUCCGAAUAUGCGCAGCAGGACUUGGCAGACCUUCUGGGUUCGCUCAAGGUCAACGAAGCAGGAACAGCUCCGUAUUUAAACAGCAAAAUGCGAUCGGCCGAUGAUGAAGAGCCCUCCGUAGAAGAGACCGAAGAGGACCAGUUUACGAAGAACCUGCCGCCUCUGACGGCGGGCAAGAUUCGCAUACCGCCCGCUUUGAUGCCGUCGGAAGAUCUGUGCCUCCACUACUUCGAUCUCUACUUUACGCACACGCAUCCUUAUGUUCCAGUGCUGGACAAGAAUCAGUUCUAUCAUCAGUGGCACAAUAACCGGGAGGCUAUUUCGCCCCUUAUCCUUGAGGCCAUUUUUGCGAUUGCUAAUCGUCUGGCUGAUGAUGCGGCGCAAGGCCAGCAGUGGCUGUAUCUUGCAACACGACAUGCCGAUUCGUUUCUUGAUGUACCUCGAUUGAGCACCCUUCAGGCAUCAUUGAUCCUUCUCAAGGCGAGGGAACAGGCACCGAAGAAGGGCUACUACUACCGCUCUUGGAUGAGUAUUGUCCAAUGUGUUACAAUGGCUAAGGACCUUGGGCUGGACGAGCACUAUGCUGAUCACCAAGCCGGUCGAUCAUGUGGCUUAAGUCCUGCAGAGUGUCAGCUGAGAGACAGGAUUUGGCAGACUAUCUUCAUCGUGGAGAUCAUGAUUGGUACUCCUCAAGGAAAAACGGAUCUUGCGGUCGAAGAAGAGACUGUCAAUUUUGAAGUUCCGAGACCCUUGCCCAACGGCGACACGUCGGAGUAUCAUGUAUCCCGAAAUUUUGUUUACUUUUCUAGGGUUGUCCGCAACGUCUGCCGGAUGAGCAGAGUUUAUUCACGCCUCAAGAGAAAUAAGGAGUGGGGUAUCGACCCUGAAUUCGUUCAGAUUAGGCCUGCCAUGGACGCAUGGUUAACUGACCUACCACAUGACCUUCAGCUUGAUUUCCCUGUUGAUGGGUCGCCUCCGUGGUUGCCCUCCUCGUUUGUCGGCAAUAUGCAUUCGUAUUAUCACCUUAGCAUCAUUUUGUUCUACAGGCCUCAGCUGGCCCACAUGACGCCGACAGGUACUGGAGGUCAAUGGAAGCAGCACAUGCUGGUCUCAUACCGAGCCGCCAAGAUGCUCUGCAGGUUACAAGAAGGCAUUAUCAACCAGUUUGGCAUUGCCGGGUUACAGUGCAUGCAGCGAGGUAUCAACUUCACGCUAUACGCGGUCCUCGCUUGUAUCGUAUUGCAUUUAGUCGCUUUGACAUCACCGGAUCCGGCCCUCAACGCGGAGUCGCGAGAAUACUUCACACGCCACAUGCGGGUAUUAGAGAAAUGUAUGGGUGCUUGGCCAAUGCCCGAUAUGCAGCGGCAGAUCGAUUCUGUUCGGGAAGCCUUUUCCCAGGAUAUCAGGAAGCCGUUUGUUCUGAAGCCUAGCUUCCCCUACGGAAGCCCAUCGUCAACCUCGCAUCCAAGCCCACCAGGGCCGUCGUAUCGAUCCGAUAUGUCGAGGACUAGCUCCAUCGACCAUCAGCUCGAUACGCAUGUGCAACAUUCUCACUCACUUGCAAUGAUGUCUUCCGGUCACGGGACACAAGCAUCUUCCAUGGCGCAGACAAUGCCACUCACGGACGCCCCCGCGUGGAACCCGUCUCGCAUUUUUGAUCAAUGGAAUGCCCAGUUUGGCAACCCCCAGGUUCAGCAUCCUUCUCAGCUCACCAACCAUGCCAGUCCAUUGUCUCUUCCCUCUUCUGGCGCCUCGGAAACUAGCCUCCAAGACUUGCAGGCGGCCCAGGCUCAACUUUCUCCCGUUUCACAGCAGAUGCCGCAGUACCCAACCAACCCUGUACAGACCUUCGUCACUCCUGCGAUGUGGCAAGAGUCUGUGGCUAGUGUCUACGAGGGAGGCCUCAAGCGUUCAUGGGGCGAUUACGAUGGUCAUAUGCCAGUCAAGCGUAACCGAUAACAGCUGGACAAUUCAUCGCGCGGCGUAGCGCGUCACACACAUGCUUGCGCCAAUUCCAGCACCCACACAAUUCGACCACUGUUGCACGGGACGAGAACAUUGAGACUGCCAGGAUUUGAUAGUCUCCUGGUUAAUGAUAUACCAGGUUGCGGGCGAAUCAAAACGGCAUUGCAUGACAUAUAUGCUUGUGUUACACUGACAGAGUUUCAAUGAUGUUAUGAUAACGACUUUUGACCUAAGCAUCAGCAGAAAUGGCUUGUUCUCGGUAUUUUGUCAUAUCUUCUCGACAGCACGGGCCAAAAAGGGAUAUCUGUAUCAGGUAUAUCUAUUGAUCGGAGAAGAAAAAUAAGAGCAGAAGAAAACUCAGUCGACGGUGGCUGGUACACCGCGGCAGGGAACUAUCAACAAGGCAUCUUCUGGGGAGGAAAGUAUUUUGAUUCUCCGUCCCCGGGAGACGAGACCGUAGGGGUGGUGGGAUCUAGGGUCUUAAUCACCAAGCAGUGGAGGUUUUGUUUUCCUCUCUUAUACAUUCACCAUUCUCCGGUGGUCGAAAAUAUGGAUACCAUUCGUCUCUUUAUGGAUAUCUUUUGCAGCAUUUGUAUUAUUAGUUCUAUACCACGGUCAGACGAAAGUUGCGUUACAUAUUCAUCAGGAGGCUUGCAGAUUUGGUGUCAAUAAUGGUCCGUGAGGUGGUGUUGUCAGAAUUGAGAGACUUGAUUGUUGUGGUCAGAAAUGUAAGUGCCAUGUGCUAGCUGGGACGGAUAGCUAUGUGUUGGGCUGACGAUUCAUGAUCUACAUGAAGCAUUGGAUGGGAAUAGUUCUAUAGGAUGAUUGUAGUAUAGAGAAAACGUUUUCAC